Messenger RNA from Harmonia axyridis, 5630 nucleotides. RefSeq names its product UHRF1-binding protein 1-like. The transcript is spliced from 19 exons. Lineage: Eukaryota; Metazoa; Arthropoda; Insecta; Coleoptera; Coccinellidae. The record is from RefSeq and is a predicted model, not a curated record. Bases 279 to 4211 code for a protein of 1310 amino acids.
AACUUUGAAUUACGAUAUAAAGUUCUAAUUAAUCUUUUCUAAUGGAGUACAAUCACUAUUUGGAACCUAGUCCUUUAUGAUCAAACGUCUAUUUACAAUCGAUAAAGUGUCAUUUGUUGUCAAAUCUGACAGUUACCUUCCAAAGUCUGUAUGAUUGUGAAUACCGAUUUAUUGCUGUGAUUUCUUCGUUUAAAAAUCAUUUCAAUUUUAUCCAGACAUGUAAAUUAAAAUAAAAAGAUUAUUUCGUAGAUUAGUUACAAAUUGUAAAAUUUUCCAAAAUGGUUUCAAUAUUGAAAAAUCAACUGCUAAAACAUCUUCAGAGGUUCACAAAAAAUUUAUCAGCUGAUAAAAUAAAUCUCAGCACUUUCAAAGGAGAGGGCGAACUAUCAAAUUUGGAAUUGAAUGAAAUAGUUCUAACAGAUCUUCUAGAGUUACCGUCGUUUUUGAGAUUAACUAAAGCUUGGUGUAACAAAGUAACAUUUCGAAUUCCCUGGACUAAACUAAAGAGCGUUCCCAUACAUUUGAACCUUGAUGAAGUUAACAUAACUAUAGAAACAUGCGAAGAACUGAGAUCUAUGUCAACUCCAUCAGGCCUUUCAGAUUAUGCUAUGGCUCCAGGAAAAUAUGGGUAUAUAAAUAAAGUCAUUGAUGGCAUAACUGUGACUGUAAAUCAUGUGAAUAUUCUCUUCAAUAGUCCAGCUUUUACAGCCACUAUACAGAUCUCGCGCAUCUUAUUGGAAUCUAAGUCACCGAAAUGGGAAAAGGCUGAUUUGAGGAUGACUCGAUUGAAGGACCCAAGCAAAGGACAAAUGCUUAUUUUCAAAGAACUAGAAUGGCAGACUCUGAAAAUAGAAGCUAAAUCAACUAAAGAUACCAAUCUUACUCCUUUGAGACUGAUAACUAAUCAAGCAACAUGUAGGAUUGUUAUAAAAAAAAGACUGUCUGAUUGCUUCGUGAUGGGAUCAAGAUUAGUGAUUAUAUUGGAGGACUUGUUAUGGGUUCUAACAGAUUCACAAUUGAAAGCUGCCCUUCAUUUUGCUGAUUCCCUAACAGGACUCAUUCAGAAGGCAACUCAAAUCAGUCGAAAGACUAAAGCUGCAAGGAAACUGGAGGAACUACCUGAAUAUCAAGCACAGUUGCAACAGGAAGCUAGAACAAAAGAAUCAACAUCUACAUCAAGACCAUUUGCAAUGAAUGAUGUUGUAGAAACUUCCUAUCACUUUCUUUGUGCUCAAGUAGUUCUCCAUCUAUGCGAUGACCCAGGCACUGGUAGGUCUAGUCAUCCUAAUUUAAAAGAAGGAGGUGCACUUCAAGUCAAUGUUUGUAAAUUUCAAGUUGAUUUUUAUCCUUAUCACUUGGCUAAAGCGAAUCGUAAACAUUGGCCCAAGUAUAAUGAUGGAAAUUUUCCACAUACCCAAUGGCAGGAGCAAGCAUUAGCUCAAUUCAAAUCAAAAUUUUUCGAUUUAAUAAAUAGAGAUAGAACACCUCAUGCCUCUUUGAGCAGAACAACAAAGGUAUCUCCAAAUGAGCCAAAAAAAUGUCCAAGUCCAAUAAAUAAAGAACUCAAGCAAAGAAUCGAAAAUCAGUUUGCUAAGUUGAUGACUUCCUGUACCAUUAUAAGAGUGGAUGACUUCACAGUACAUAAGGUAACAACAUCAGGGAAAAAGCAGCCCUUCAAGGAAUUUAUUUGUGGGGAUAGAGAUAUUAUGCAGUUACCUAAAGAAGCAAGUAUUGUUCAUGCAGAAUUUAUAUAUUAUUACUACCCAGAUGAAACUUCCUUUCCAUUGCCACCUCCAAAAUUUUAUGUGCAAAUCAACCCUAUUCAUGUAUCUUUCGAUGUUGAUACAAUCUUAUGGGCUAAUUCUUUUGGACUUAAUUUGCACCAAUCUCUUGUGGCUUCCAAACCUCAACUACCAUCUUCCAAUCUCACUUACAUAGAUGUCAAAAUAGAAUGUAUACUCCCUCGAGUAAGUUUUGAAAGUUAUACAUGCCAUAUUAACCAGAAGGAUCGUCCAAAAAUUCUUAAUUUCCAAGUCACCAGAGCCACAGUUACCAAUGUUAGGAGUUUAGAACAAUCCUCGAGAGCUGAUUUGGCAAAAUGCGUAGAUUCGUUCCAUAUGGGAUCUUUGUUUUUUGGUUCAGGUUUUCCAUCUAGACCCGAUGAUUUUUACAUUGUCACUCAAAAGUUUCUCGAUCACAUAUCAUCUUGUGAUAAUAUCAGAAAUGUGCCUGAAGUGUUAGAUACAACUAAUAUAAAUGUUCUAAUGCAGCAACUGCAUCGAGAACUUCUAUGGACAGAAGCCAAAGAUGUAUGGUGUAUAAGUUUGGAUCCAGUUUGGGGCGACUUUCUAGGCGCUCGAUCUGUGGGCGUGAGCAAACCAGUGCCAUUUUUAGAUACAGUUCCUGUAACAAUAUGGUUACAUAGUCAGUUGGAUCCAAAUUCUACACUGAAGACUAACAAUGAUCAUACUUCGACUGCCGAUAUACAUGCCCUAACACAAAUUUCGAAUUUAGUCAGCAUUCAAAUCAAUCAUUACCAAUAUCUGUUCCUAUUGAGGUUAGCUGAAGAGCUGGCGGAAUUGGCUACAUUCGUAUCAUUAGAUUCGAAUAGGAUAAUCAAGGUGGAAAGUAGUGGAUCUCUUGUAGUUGGGGCUUUAUUACCUCAAGUAGAGGUUACUUUUGUUAUGCCUUCCCAAUGUCCUGGAAAAGAAUCAUCUGGAGCAGAUGCUGAAUCAUUUGUACCAGACUCUUCAAGUAUUGUAGAUGACAUGCUAGUACAUGGGUCUGCUGCUACGGUGUGGCAAAACAGCAGUCUUUCUAUUACACAAGCUGAUCAUCAACCUUCAAAAAAAUCCAUUCCAAAUGGAUCGAGCACUGCAAUGAAUAUGCCAACAAGCAUUUCUAUGGACUAUAUGAAUCAUGCUCCUCCUCUGAAGGCUUUGUCAAAGGAAAGGCAGGAAUCAACUGUUGUGGCCAAGUCAGAUGUUAAAACUAUUCAAAAUAACAUAAAUGAAGGUUUGUCUUCCAUGAAAAAAGGUUUUUCAAACUUCAUGUCUUCAAUAGACAGUGCUCUUAAACCUAGUGGGGAUGAUGCUAGUGAUACUCUUUCCCUUCGUAGCGAUUCCAGUGAUUCUGAAAAUUAUGUUAUGGUGAAUAUUGGCGAAGAGGGCACCACAUGUGAUUUGAUGUUUGCCUUGAAGAAUAACUUUGAUACUUCUGAUUCUGGAGCUACUGCUUUGAUAGAAAUGGCCAGUGAGGUCAUUGAAGAAGAAAGUACAGCCACUACCCUAAGUGAACUCUCAAUACAUGAUGGUGGUCGGAGGAAAGACUUGGUAUCUGUUGCGACUUUCAAAUUGAGUAAAGUUGAAUUCCUUCAUCAGUCUAUUGGUUAUUCCUCAUCAAUUAAAGUACAAGUUGGCAAUAUUAAGUGUGAUGAUUGCAAUUCUAUUCCAUGGGACGAAUUUCAGUGCAAGUUCAGUUCCCGUUCCAGAGGUUGGUCAGAUGACCUUGCAGAUACAAACACUACUCCAAAAGUUAAGCUGAGAUUGGAUCAUAAUUUAACAUUACCAAACUCGAAAAGCAUGAUGGAACUGGAUUUCAGAGAUAGGGAUAACAUAAAGAAACUGUUCCAAGACAAUCUUGUCGUCAAAGUUGAUGAUUUAUCAUUAGCUUUAUCUAUGAGCGUUGUAACUGGUCUUACAGAUCUGAUAGAAGAUGAAAUUAUACAGACCCCUAUACCGUUACAGGUAUUUCUGAAUAAUGUUCUGCUUCAUCUCAAUGAGGAUAGACCACCAGCGAACAUAACCUCUCCAGGCCCUGUACCUAUUGAUUUGAAUAUAUCUACGUUGUAUAUAACUCAAGAAGAAGAUGGUAUAUUUAAUAUAUUACCGCAACCACCUAUACCUCCAUCAUCACCAACUUCAAUCACUUCAGCUCAAGAAGCAGAACAACAAUUGGUAAAAGUAAACAAACAGUUAAUAGCAGAGAAUGAAGAACUACAACGAAGGCUUCUGGCUUUUGAAAGGGUGUCUGAAGAAAAUAGGUCACUUCGAAAGGCUAAAGAGGAAAAGGAGACUCUCAAAUCUUGUCUUACUUCAGCUCAAGAUGAAGUUAUGCGACUUUUAGAUGAAAAAAUCAAACUUUUGGAUGAUAUAAAAAGAUUGCAAGAUCAAUUGAGUGAAAGAGGGCGACAAUGGAACAGCAAAAGAUAGCAAUGUUGUUUCAACUGCACUAGUUGCUGCACUAAUAUAAGAAAAUCAUAGUGGUUAGUCACUAGGAUUUACUUGUAGUAGAAGUUAGUGUAGUUGCCAGAAUUCGCAACCUACAUACAAAAUUUUGCCAAAAUAAUAUAUUUUUGAGAAGCAGCUGAGGUACGUCUUCUAUGUUCAUUUCAAUCAAAGUUGUCUAAAAUCAUUUCAACACUAUUCUACUAUAUUUUUACUUUCUGGUGAUGAAUAUUGUUUUUAAUACUCAAUCAAAUUAAUUUCAAGCUAAACGAGAUUUUAUUUAUCAGAUGUCAUUCGAUUCCUCAUAUAUGUUUCUUCAGUUUGAGAUAAUAACCUUUUUAUAGAAAUUUAUUCCAAGUUUUCAUGUCUUGAAUCUUGUUGAGAUACAAGAUUGUACUUUAAAAUCAGACAUAUUUUUAUUUUAUAGUUGUUUUAUGAUAUUUACAGUUCCUGAGGAAAUUCCAGAAUUAGGUUUAUAAGUUAAAAAAAGAAUAAUUCACUGGUUUUUAUCCACUAAAAUAUCAUAUGAAGUUGUUAAAUGUAUAAAAAAAAUUUUUUCAAGUAAGUGAAACUAUAUGAUCUUCUGGAAAAAUAUUGUGCAAUCAAUUAAAACAUUUUAUUUUGACUGAUUCUAUUUGUUGGUACCAUAUUUAAUUUUUUUUUCAAUGAUACAUGAACAGGUUGAAAGUAAAUAAUUGGAUCUGCAUUAUGCAUCUAUACUUACUGAAUUUUUUUUCCUACGGAACUCAACAAUCAGAAUAUUUCAAUCAGUAGUUAGAAUAAGGGAAAUUAGUAUAAAGAUGAACAAAAUUAUUUAAGGAAUCCCGAAAUUGCAAAAAUGUGAGGCAACUAACAUUCAUUUGAAGAUCAUAUACAUAAUUCAUUUAGACACCUUAUUUUCAUCUGGGAUUAUGAAAUUCAAUUUGGAUUAAAACAAAUAAGCAUCAUAAGAUUUUUUUUUAUCAAAAAACUCAUCUGGGAUCUUCUUUUGAAUAUAAGCAUAUAUAAAUUAAGAUAUCUUUAUACAAUUAUAUAAAUGAAGUUGAUUGUGAUAUUGUCAGUAAAUUAAUGAUAUUUUAACUCUUUCUCAAUAUUAUUGAAAAAAUAUAUUUAUAAGAUUAACUUCUGUAAUAUGAAAUUUUGUGUUGAUACCAUGUGAUGCUUGAAUUGAAAAUCGACUAUUGCUUUGUGAUAUUGCUAUUAAUGUGGAAUAUUCAAUAAUCAUGUUUGAAAAUUUUUUGUUAUUGUGAAAAUUGUAAAUUUCAAUGUGAUUCUGUUUGGGAUGCAAUACUUUUGUACUUAUGAAAAUUUAUAUUUGAAUGUUGGAAUUUCUUGGAAAUGUGUAUGUUCAUUUUCGCUAUUUGAAAUGAAAUUUUUUGCAUUAUAAAUAAUAUAAAAUCUAAA